Aspergillus puulaauensis is the source of this 2097-nucleotide messenger RNA. Its product is annotated as DUF3292 domain-containing protein. Lineage: Eukaryota; Fungi; Ascomycota; Eurotiomycetes; Eurotiales; Aspergillaceae. Bases 1 to 2097 code for a protein of 698 amino acids. The record is from RefSeq and is a predicted model, not a curated record. The transcript is spliced from 5 exons.
AUGUCAGACGUCCCCGACUCACUGGCCCAAGACCGGCCGGGCCACCAAAAGAUCGACGAUGCCUUCGAGGGGAAGACGAAAGCGCAAAAAGAGGCUAAAUUAGCGGAAAGUAGCGCCAGCGGGCCCACUGAUAGCCAUAUUUUGUCUCAAGUAAACCCGGACGAAGAGGCGAAGGGUCUCGCCCAUAAGGCUGGCGAGGAUAACCAGCUCUCUGAUAUUGGCUGGGGUAGGUCGGAUGUCAUUGAGGAGCGGAUUGUGCAGGGGUUGUCGAAUGAGGAUCUGUUCUUGUUGAUUCGACGGUUUAAUAAGCAAAUCUACAAUGUCAAAUCCGUCCCUGAUGCCCCGUUGCAGAGACUCGAUCUGAAUCGUGCAGAGGAUGAUCACUUUUCUCCGGAUAAGCUCCGCGCGACGCUGGAGCGGUUCUAUACAACCAUUGUUAUUGGUCUAACGGCCUUUGUUAAACAUAUCGCGAGAUUGCGCUCGUGGAGAGAGCCCCGUCGGACGACCGCUUUCUGCUCGGUCUACUUCAUAGCAUGUCUCUUGGACAUCCUACUUCCUACAGUAUUCACCGCGCUAAUCGUCUUGGUCGUCUUCCCUCAAUCACGAAAACUGCUAUUCCCUCCUGCGCCUAUUGCGUUGGUCAACACAGAAACAGGCGGCGUCCAGAAACCCAAGGCUGGGGUUCUAGGCUCCCACGACAGCGUAACAGGCGCACCGGAGAAAUUCAAGGGCGAGGCAGCCGAGCAAGAAGCCAGCAACCUAAUUGCCAGCGUUGCUACUGUGGCCGUGGGGAGUGCCGCUGGUAAACAUGACCAAGGGACACCCCAGGAUGCUCCGAUGGAGGACCAAGUCCCGGAUGCGAUGGAUAUCGUCUCUAAAGCCGCUGAUGCGCAGGCCGCGGCGAAGGGCGAGGAUCCCUCUGAUGACCAUGAUAAGACACGAGAUCCGAUGCGGCAGACCGUUCUUAAUGGCGCGGACCAGGCGAUGCGGGUCAUGGCUGAUGUGAUUGAUACCUGGGAGCGGUUUGGGAAUGCGCUGUCGCCCACGCCUCCGUUUUCGAUGAUGACGCCCCGUCUGCGCCUGGUUGGCGUGCUGGUAUCUGGGCUCCUGGCGGCCAUUCUAACAUCCAGCUAUGUAUUCACCAAGAUGAGCACCUUGUUCGCUGGCUUUGGCUUCUUCGGAGACCCCAUUAUCCAGCGUGGCAUCCAGUAUCUGGACCGCGAAUAUCCACACUGGAAGGAGUUGUCUCAACUGCAGAAUUCUCUCUUCAAGGGUGUCCCGACAAAUGCACAGCUCACCCUAACUUUGCUGCGUAUCGGAGAAGCAAACGCUGCGCCAUUGCCACCACCUCCUUCAGACUCUCUCGGUAAAGCGCCCUCAAGACCAGCCUCCAUCGACCACAAACAGCUCGCUAUCGGGGCUACAUCAGAGGAAAUCGACCGAGCCGCAGCCCCAGAGCCAAAACACCAUCACGACCACCACCACCACGAAAAAGCCGACGAGCAACACUCAAAAGAAACAGACAAACACUCUCAUAAAGAAAAGAAACCUCUCUCCGCAAAAGUCCUCAGCUUCUUCCGCGGCACCACAGCCGCCAGCAUCGAAAGCAAGCUGGCCGUGUCCCGCGCCAGAGCAGAAGUCCCCGUGCUCGGGACUUCGCACGCAAAGAACCAGAAGGGCGUUUUGCAGAAGAAGGGCCUUGAGAUCCUACCCUCUGGCCCUGUGGAGUUCGACGCGCGGUAUCACGGACAUCGCGGGAUGGCGAUUCUCGAUUCCUCGCAUGAGCCGCCGGUGCUUUAUUUCACGACGGACUCGACUGCGCAGCUGGGUGAUUAUAGGCUGGAGAGCCGCAAGAAGGGCAGUGUCUAUUUCGAUAUUCCCGUUACUGAUAUCAGGGAGAUGAGGAAGAUUGGUGGGAUGGGGUGGAAGGGGAAGCUGGUUACCGGCUGGGCUGUUGGGGGGAAGGAGGUUGUUGAUGGCAUCGUUGUCACUGGCAAACAGGCAGACCAGACGUUCCGGCUCACGGCUAUGGGGAAACGGGACGAGCUAUUUAAUCGGCUGGCUGCAAUUGAUGGACAGGUUUGGCAAAGCUUUUGA